Messenger RNA from Closterium sp. Naga37s-1, 420 nucleotides. The record is from the annotation of a GenBank genome assembly. NCBI's taxonomy places the organism in Eukaryota, Viridiplantae, Streptophyta, Zygnematophyceae, Desmidiales, Closteriaceae.
AUGUGCCCUGCUGGUGUAAAGCAACGUGGGGCAGAGGGAGCAGCAGGGGAGCAGCAGAAGAGGGUCCUCCUGGGCUUCACCAUCCAGCACCCAAGUGAGAUGCAGGUCCCCUUUAACCCCUCCCUUGGUAUGGGCACCCAGAGAGAGCACCGUCCAGCGCCCAGCAAGCAGCACGCGGAGAGGACUGGAGCUGCUGCACCCACUCGCGUGGUUCAUUCCGCUUCAACUCCACCCAUCUGCAUCCCACUGCACCGCACCGCAGCUAAGUGUCUCUACCUGCUCCCCCCCUCCUGCCAUGCUCCUUCAUCCCUCUGCUUUUUGCCACUCGUUUCCUCACUCUCAGCUCGUCACUUCUUACUUGCCUUGUCAAUUGCUGCUCUCGUUGCUGCUUUCUCCCCUGCUGCACUUGUUGCUCCUUGA